Messenger RNA from Penicillium griseofulvum, 990 nucleotides. RefSeq names its product Short-chain dehydrogenase/reductase SDR. NCBI's taxonomy places the organism in Eukaryota, Fungi, Ascomycota, Eurotiomycetes, Eurotiales, Aspergillaceae. The coding region runs from base 1 to 990 and encodes 329 amino acids. The transcript is spliced from 2 exons. The record is from RefSeq and is a predicted model, not a curated record.
AUGUCGCUUAGCUCCCUCAGGAAUCUGCGCACCCAAUGGUUUCCGCCCAAAGCGGCGUUCACUGAUAAAGAGCUGCCCUUGCAAAAGGGUCGGGUUUUCAUCGUGACAGGCGGCAAUGCAGGCGUCGGCUUUGAAUUAUGCAAGAUCCUAUACGGCUCCGGUGCCACCAUCUACAUGGCAUCAAGAUCGAAGGCAAGUCCCCCAAACAAAUACGAGUUGCCUGGCCAGAUUAAGUUCCUCCAUCUUGACCUCAACGACUUGGAAUCAGUCAAGGAGGCGGCAACUACAUUCGCACAACAAGAAUCAAAGCUCGACGUUCUCUGGAAUAAUGCGGGAACUGGAGCGAACCUGGUAAAAGCCGGCGCUAAAACAGCCCAGGGAUUCGAAGCUAUGGUGGGUAUGCACUGUAUCGCGACUUUGCUAUUCACCGAGCUCCUACGACCGCAGCUACGGGCGGCUGCAGCACCGCCCGAGACGCCUCGUGGAUCUGUCAGGGUGGUGUGGACAUCCAGCUUUUUGGCGGAGGGCGCCUCGCCAACGAAUGGGAUUGAUUUCACCGUGUUAGAUGAGGGGACCAAGGAUCGCACUCGCAACUAUGCCGUCUCAAAGGUAGGAACCUGGAUGCUCGGACGGGAGUUCGCACGACGUUCCGAACUCGACCAGGAGAAUAUUGUGAGCGUGGUACAGAAUCCAGGCAAUCUAAAGGCGGGCUCAUAUGGAGGGACCCCAGCGGUUGCCAUGUUUUUCAUCAACCCUUUGCUCCAUGAGGCCAAGUUUGGGGCGUACACUGAGCUAUACGCCGGUCUAUCGUCCGAGAUAACCCUUGAGAACAAUGGUGGCUAUGUCAUUCCUUGGGGAAGGAUUCGACCGGAUGAGGAUUGUCCACGACAAGACAUUAUAGCGGCGAUGACUUCGGCCGAGGAUGGGGGACUUGGAUAUCCAACACGGUUUUGGGAGUGGUGUGAGCAGCAGUGGAAACCCUUCGUGUAA